Molecule: messenger RNA, 597 nt
Organism: Anisakis simplex (herring worm)
Lineage: Eukaryota; Metazoa; Nematoda; Chromadorea; Rhabditida; Anisakidae
Source: the annotation of a GenBank genome assembly
AUGUCACGAUUCAUUGACGUCGUUCUCCUGUUAGUCAUCGUCACGACUGCCAUUCAUAAUGCAAAUUUACAGUCGCUUGAUUAUGAUUAUUUGGAUCGAGAAUUCCGCAGGACAAUCCCUUUCCAAGGCAUCGUUCGAAUGCCAAUGUCGGAUAUCGGUGCCCAGCAACGUGCUCAAUUGUCGAUGAUCGCCACCAAUUCUGAACCGUUCUUCGAUCGUCGUUCACAGUGGUCCCGCUAUGAGCCUCCUCAAUCAACUGUCAACCAAAAAGAGACGAUGUGGUGGAAAAGUUGGCCAAGACAAUUACCGAUCUCAACAAUCCCAUCGUCACAUGUUAGUGGCAUGGGAUUGCCCUCACAACCAGUCGUGCCCUCAAUGAUGGUCGUUCCUAUUGAACCGGUCGUAACCCAGCCAUCCAUCCUGAACUCAGCGCUUAUGACUGUCUUCGGCAAUGCUAGCGAUAACGGAGGGACUACGGCCCAAAAACCACUGACGGCAUUUCUGAACUCAUUUCCAGGUGAGCGAUAUUUUUUACAAUGCAAUUUUAUGGGCGGAAUGAGCAGGCAGGCGUUCAAGAUGCUCUACUUGUAUGUUUGA